UGAGUCACUAGUACCCUUAUUGCUCACCACUAAUUGGCCGGCGAAAAAAACUUUGCCUUUAUUUUCCACAUCUUUUUAACCAAUUCGGAGGCCAACGAAUGCAGCCAUGACCAAGCCGACUGGCGCACACUGUUCCCUGGCGCUGCUGGCGCUCCUCGCCGCCCCGUUAGCAGUGCUGAGCGAAGUGGAUAUGCCGGACGAGGGGGAGUACAUGAAGCGGGAGCACUCGCUGGUGCGUCCAUUUCAAGGUGUGGGCGUAAUCCUGCCGCACUGGGACUUCCUGGGCAACACAAUGGUGACCGGCAACUACAUAAGACUGACACCGGACUUGCAGUCCAAGAGCGGCGCCCUUUGGAACUUCUCUCCCGUAAUGGGGCGCAACUGGGAGGUUCAUGUGGGCUUCAAGGUUCAUGGAAAGGGCACCGAGCUCUUUGGCGAUGGCUUCGCAAUUUGGUACACCAAGGACCGCAUGGAAACGGGACCGGUCUUCGGCAGCAAAGACCACUUCUCCGGGCUGGCCAUCAUUCUAGACACAUACAGCAAUCACAAUGGGCCGCAUAACCACCAACAUCCGUAUCUGAGUGCCAUGGUUAACAACGGCAGCUGGAGCUACGAUCAUGAUCGCGAUGGCACACACACCCAGUUGGCCGGCUGCGAAGUUCGAUUCCGCAACGUGGACUAUGAGACGCUCAUCAGCAUUCGAUACGAGAACGAUAUUCUGUCUGUGUCCACAGAUCUUGAGAAUCGGAACGAGUGGAAGAGCUGCUUUGUGGUAGCCAAUGUGGAACUUCCUACUGGCUACUACUUUGGACUGUCUGCUACGACGGGCGAUCUGUCCGACAAUCACGACAUCCACAGCUUCAAGUUCUACGACAUCGAUACGGAUACAACUCAAGAAGAGAUUAUUCGACGCACGAAUAUUAUUCCGAAUGCCAAGACAUUUGAGCCCCCGCGUGAACACAAAGACGAUCCCAAGCCUGGCAUGUCCAACGCAAAGAUCUUCUUCAUCCUCCUCUUCGUUGUAGUUGCAGCGGCGGCGGUGGCCAUCUUCGCCAUUUCCUACUUCAAGGAUCGUAAUGCGCGAAAACGUUUCUAUUAAGGCCGCUCAUCGCCCCAUAAGCUAGUCCAACCAAGCAUCUUGUUAGGAGUUUCCCGGACCUCACAGUUGCUCGCAACAUUUAUUUAUACACACACCGACUGUUUACCAUUCAGCCCUCUUAGUUUCCUUAAUUGUCCUUCCCAAAUGCUAUUUUACGAGAGAUCAGGGUAGACGUAUCACGUGUUGGAGAGUUAAAAUUAAGCGCAAAUUUUUAAUCUGAACUAUAGGAAAAUUGAGACCGUGAGAAUAUUAUUGCAUAGACAAGAUUAAAAAAAGGCACCAAACAAA
This is a messenger RNA of Drosophila serrata, 1387 nucleotides long. RefSeq names its product vesicular integral-membrane protein VIP36. Gene Ontology annotation, cellular component: endoplasmic reticulum membrane; Golgi membrane; COPII-coated ER to Golgi transport vesicle. Gene Ontology annotation, molecular function: D-mannose binding. NCBI's taxonomy places the organism in Eukaryota, Metazoa, Arthropoda, Insecta, Diptera, Drosophilidae. Gene Ontology annotation, biological process: endoplasmic reticulum to Golgi vesicle-mediated transport. The record is from RefSeq and is a predicted model, not a curated record.